Amoebophrya sp. A25 is the source of this 2556-nucleotide messenger RNA. NCBI's taxonomy places the organism in Eukaryota, Dinophyceae, Syndiniales, Amoebophryaceae. The record is from the annotation of a GenBank genome assembly.
CUCGAACACUGGUCCUCGAGAAGUACAUGAUGUUGUAGAAGUUCUUGAUGAUGAUCGAGUUCCUCCUGUAGAAGACUUCUAGUUCUAGUUCUAGUAUCUAUAUUGUUGAGGGUUACCACAUUGCAUUCUUCACUACCAUCCUUGACUUUUUUUUGAAAGGGGUCAAGGAUGACCUACACUACACUACAUAUUGACGACACGACUACACUACAUCGAGCCUAUCAUCGCAGAAUUCCAUCAUUGUCGGGGGCUCUCUAUGCAUAAGACCAAGCAGUGGAACAUAAAGCCAGUCCAAAAAGAUGGACGAUGCCUCACCAGUGAGAAGGAGAGAGUUUCUCGAUCCCGCUUCUGCGACCGAACGACGGACUUUCCCCGCACAACCGUUGAACUACUCUUCGUCGGCUUUGUUGGAUGCACAACGAGGACAAAACGGACCAAGUUCCUCCUGGGACAGGCUACGCCCAGAUUUGAAGACGAACGCAGACGAGCAGUUAAGGCUCAACUUUCCUUGGCCAUUCUUGGGGUUCGUUGGUCACUGAGAUCGAAGAGGAGACCCCUGGAGAGAACGGGGAAAUUUAAGGAAAAAAGGGCGAGGAGCUUUGAGUUUGAAGGUGGUCUCUUCCGUUCAGAAUCAGUGACCACUGACUGCUGACCUUCAUUAAAGCAGGCUGCAAAUCAUGCAAAUGUUUCUGGUUCAUCUGAGUCAUCCACAUCGGCAACUUCAAGUGUUGCGUCAGGACGUGACGAGCAAGAUGCUCCUAUGAGCAGUGUUGAGCUAGAGGAAGAAAAAGCGCGAUUAGCACAAAGGAUGACGCAGCGAGGCUCGGUCGUAGGAUCACGCGGCGUGCCAACUUAAGGACUGGAUCUAUAGAAUUUGAAUUUCAACAUAUUCACAAGUUGUUACCUAAUCUAACUGCUCCCAAGUUGUUACCUCUUCGUUUUCUAACCUUCAGUCUUCACCACGACGAUAACUCCUCGUGGCACGUUCACGUCUACGGGAGGAUACACGCCACCUGCACAGAGCACAGGACCACCAGACGCUAACAACAGUGACAUAUUCGACCGCGAGAAGAUGGACGAGCGAGAAUGGUAUCUCGAGAAACGAACACUCUAUCGACGCGAAUUGUUUCAUUAUGGUGGAUGUUGAUGUACUUGGUUGAUUGGUGUCGUGGGUGUCUAUGUCUACAGCCACUUUCUUGGUUGGAAAGUUGGGAUAGUGAUGUAUCUAUUUUGUUGACACUAGAAAUCGUACACCAACAGUCAAUUCAUACUUCUCUACUACAUUUACAUCACGAGAAGAAAAAUCGUAUCCACGACUUACAUUCUCUAAUCCCAAGAUCUCCCUCAGUUUUACGCAAAAUGUUUAUUGUGGCCUUUGCUUCCAGCGGCUAUGGGAGGCGCUCUGCAGGUAGCGCUGGAUAGAGCGUUGCCUAUACCGCAAACCAGGCCAUGGUCUGCACAAAUGGCGAUGGGGAGAUUGUACUUGUUAUGUUGCUUCUUUGUGGCCUCUAAGUAUGAUGCCUAAUGCAAGAGCAGACUACCAUACUGCUGGAGGUCCUUACUUUUUUUCAACAUUCAUCUGAUUCACAUUGUGUAAAAAUUAACUAAACGUACUCAUCCACCCGCCCCUAUCCCGCCUUGCUUCUCCGCCACAUCCCAGGUAUUUCUUUUUCGCUUUACAGUGUCCGUUGCAGGCGAUCCAUGAGCGACAGUCUGCGUGGCAUUGGGCCUUUGCUGGAGGCAUGGUAGGAGCGUUUGAUUACCAUAUGGGCAACGCUACGUUGGUCUCAGACUUCUUGCGGAACUCAGAGUACUUUGAACUCCGUAAGAACGCUAAACGUGGUGAUUGGAGGUAUUUGUUGCGGUAUACUCAGCCAGUGCACAUCAGCUUCUGCACCUACGCUCUUGGUGCGGGCUUGCUUGCGCGGUUUGCUGGGGUGCCGUGGUGAGGGCGGUAAGUCUGAAGUCUAAGAGUGCGGUGAAACAUAAAAAAGAACUAUGAUGGAUUUCGCAUAGCAUUUGUUGGUUCAUUACCUCGAUACAUAUUUGCCCUUCGUUUUUAUGAAUCAUCUUGGUUACCAAGAGGGAGCUCAUGCCCACUUUCUUGUUUCAAAUGCGUGCUUGUACAUAUUUGUCAGGUAGGCACACACAGACAUUCUAACAAAGAUACAACUACUUUCUUGUAUAGAUUGUGAACAGCAGAAAGCUCGCCCAUUGUUAUGUAUGCAGAUACCGAGCUAGUUGUUGUAGGAGGAGAGUCAUAACAUAGGUAGCACUCGUAGGAGAAGUGGAAGGAAUAACAUCAAGGUCGAGAGACUAACUACACUGUAUACGACUCUUUUGGACAUGAAAUGUAACAAAAAUCACGACCGCGUAGAGAAUUAUAGGUGUUGGAGGGAUCCCUGUAUAGCUAUAGUUUUCCACGACGGUAUCUUCUUCCUAAGACAAUUCGGGCUCCAUUGUAAUGAUCGGAAUUUGUUCAGCAGGGAACACAGACAAAAAUUUCACCUUAUCAGAGGAUAAGCUUUGUACCGAAGUUAGCACCGAAUGUUCCUG